UACUGCCCUCUAUUAGUGAACGGCGGGAAUUACACGUCGCUACAGAAACUGGGUGCAAAAUACAUACCGCCUUUCGGAUUGAAAAUAAAUAACUUCUUUCAUUAAAAUCAUGCAAGUUUGCAAAUCGUACUUUCCCAAGGAUAUACUAAACAAUAACAAAAACGUUGGUAACACUUCUUAACUUUAACAUUGGCAGAGGAAUCAUCUGGCACCUACAAAAUGCUUGGACUUCAAGAAACAAGGUCUACUGGAAGUCCUAAAACAUACAGCUGUGUGGCAUGCUCAGCUACUUUUCAUAAUUUGGCAUCACUCCUGGUGCACCAAGCGUCUCAUGCAAGUGAUAACUCUCAACAGCCAGAAUCAGCACUACCUACUUGUGUCAGCUGUGGAAGCUUAUUUGCGAGCAAAGAUCUCCUUGAAAAACACCACUGUGUAAUGUUGCCCACUCCAGCAUCUCCAGUCCACACCUACAUAUGUGACUGUGGCGAGGAGUUUAGUGGACUUACAGCUCUUGAAGACCACAAAAAACAACAUGGGUCAGAAUACAAGGUCAAAUCAGAUUUGGAGAGUAUUCCAGUUCCAGAAUCAGCACUACCUACUUGUGUCAGCUGUGGAAGCUUUUUUGCGAGCAAAGAUCUCCUUGAAAAACACCACUGUAUAAUGUUGCCCACUCCAGCAUCUCCAGCCCACACCUACAUAUGUGACUGUGGCGAGGAGUUUAGUGGUUUUACAGCUCUUGAGGACCACAAAAAGAAACAUGGUUCAGAAAACGAGGUCAAAUCAGAUUUGGAGAGUAUUCCAGUUGUGCCAGAUAGCAAAACAGACUCUAGCCGUCCUGUCUCAGACCAAGUUUUUCACAGCCUUUCACCAUCCCAUUCCAAUGAAAAACCCCUUGCACAAAGCCCACCUCCUACUUCAAACACUAACAUCAAGAAGGACGAAUCCAAUGAAUCUGCAGACAUGGACCGCAACGAAUCUGCAGACAUGGACAGCAAUGAAUCUGCAGACAUGGACAGCAACGUCUUGAAGCCAUCUGAAUCCCACCCUGUGACCGAAGAGCAAGUGCAGUUACCUGAGAAGGACAGUGAUGCUUUAAAAACCUCCAACGUGGUAAACCAUUCUGUGCAAGACCAUGAGAAAUCACCAGAAUCUGGCGAAGAUUCAGCUGCAUUUAAUAAGAAAUCAAUCCUGAAGAUGCUAGCAUCUGCCUACAUGAGUCAUAGACAACCCAUCCAAAUGAAACAGAGGAACUUGCCCCCCAGAAAAGCUUCACCGAGAGCACCAAUGCAACCUGCGAUCACCAUGACAAUACCAAAACCCAAGCCACUGGAGAAUCAAUCAAAGAUAAAAAAAGACAACACAGUGGUCGGUGUGAAAACUGCAAAGAUGUUGCCUAAGAAGAGCAAGAUUAUAUCUGUGACACAAACUCUCUGUCCCGUGGUGGUUCUUGAGACUCGUCAAAAACUUUUUGGCCGGGACAAUGUGGAAGGUAGACAUCAGUGCAGACUCUGCCGUAGGGUUUUCCAAGACGUAGACACCUUGAUAAUGCAUCAUGCCCUGCAUAAAAAAGAAAGAGUUAAAUUUUGUCUUUGUUGUCAACAAUUUGUGAUAACGGUAAUCUCCAUCCCAGAAAGCCAUGUCUGCUAUGAUGGAUUUUCUAGAAACCAUCAACCUUUGAUGGGAAAAAUGUCUCUGAAACCAAUCAGCCCUACAGCUCAACAGACAGAAAAAAUGUUCUACUGUUCUUUAUGCAAGCGUGGCUACACACGCAUGCGCAGCCUCAAAAAGCACAACUGUCCGUGUAAAGCUUCUCUGAAAUCCCCGACCACUGUAGGCACCAGCGGUAAUGUCAAACUUCAAAACUUGGAGGAGUGCAAUAGAGCUGUCCUAAACUCGAAAACAAAUCAAAUGUCAACACAGCAUAUAAAUAUUGGCGUAGGCACAGAGCCGAUAAAGAUUGAGGAACAGAACACAGAACUUCCUAUCGGCAAGAAAGAUCAGACUGGGCUGAAGAUGCAGCUGAAGGACCAGUUAAAUCCCCCAAAAACCCUUGAGUCCGUCUUUGCCAGCGUUUCUAACUCCAAACCAACUGAAUCAACUAAAAACUCUGUUGAAAUACCAGCCAACACUGUUGACGUAAAACAAGAGGAAAGAGAUCAGUUGGUUGAAAAGCAGUGGACCAUGCCUUUGGAUGAUGCUGAAAUUGAUGUACUAAUAGAUGUGGAUCAAGAGGACUCGGAUGAGGACGAUUUGACAGAUGUGGCUAGAGACGACUGUGAUGAAGCUGAGGAUGUUGUCAUUGUGGAGCCUCAUGAGGACAAGGAAAUGAAGUCAGCAGUACCUAGUAAUGGCUUUCAGGUGCAUGUGACUAACAAAGGCUUGAAGAGGUUUGUUUGCAACGGGUGCCAGAGAAGCUAUUCCCGCCUGUUUACUCUAAAGGAGCACUUGAGUAUUUGUGGGGCAAGAAAGUUAAAGCAGCAAAAUGUUACAUCAUCUAAUACGGCUGGGCCGAUUAAAAGGUUUCCAUGUCCUCAGUGUGGUAAGUUCUUUAGCCGCAAAGACAAUAUGAAUAUGCAUCAAAAGAAGUGCCAUCCUGCAACAAACACUGAUUCAGUAGUAAGUAACAGAACCGUGGAGCCUAAAACACCUGUGGCUCAGGAAAACGUAUUCGUCCUGUCACCAUCUACAGAAAACCAAGCAGUCCGACAAGAAAGCACUCCGAAUACUAGCAGUAACAGAAACUGGGGGAUCAUGUCACUUCCAUCUGUGCUCCCAAGAAGAGUGACGUGCGAAUGCGGAGCCUCGUUCACUUGUCCUCGACUUCUCUUCGAACACCUGCAACAGCAUGCGCAGGAGUCCUACAUUUGUCCACACUGUGGUGAGAACCUGCAGUCGUGGAUGGAUUUUGAGGCACAUCAGCAGUUGCACCAAUCUCAAAGCUCUGCAAGUGAGCAAAGAGCUGCCCAGCAACAACCUCAUUCGUUUUCCCAAGCGCUACCAUCACGCGCUCCGACUCGGCCGCAACAGUCUCCAGGUUUUUCUGAGCAUAACAUAAAAGCCCAACCGCCUGGACUCUUGGCACCUCAACAUUUGAACAACAGGCCAUUUCCUGAGGCACUGACUUGCCAUAAAUGCAAAAAGAACUUCAGUCUCCGCAGUUCCUUGUUAAGACACUUACGAUUGCGUUGUACUGGCGAUACUGCAGGUCAGAAGAAACACACCUGCUCUCGUUGUGGUACAACAUUCCAAAGCCCAUUGAUGCUUAAAGUUCACAUUCAAAGCAAUACCUGUAAACCCGCAUUUAAACCGAUUCGGUGCCCGGUGUGUGUGCGUUGGUUCAGUUGUCUAGAUGGGCUCAAGAGACAUCUGGUCUCACACAGCAGGCAGUCUGUCUUAACAUGUCAGAUUUGUGACCAGAACUGUCCAACCCCUCAGGCACUCGAGGAGCAUAAAAGAAACGUUCAUAGACUCAACAGCGGAAUGAGGCCAGCAGAGGAUGCACAAGAACAGUUGCAUCAAGCAGGUGCACAAACCAGUCCAUCUACUCCUUUUCAAUGUCACAUUUGUCUUCGCUACUAUCCAAAGCUUCAGUCCCUGAAGGAUCACUUGAGGAAAGUUCAUCGGCCUAAACAGCCGAACCAAACUAAUCGGAGUACCGUAGAACCGGUCCGUUCUGGACCGUUUCAAUGUCAGAUAUGUGACCGCUCCUAUCCUAACAUAAAAUCUUUGAAAAACCACCGAAGAAGAGUGCAUCAUAUUGUGGGUGGUGUGUUUCUGCCAUCAAAGGGAACUGAGCAAAACAUCACUCCCAAUCAGUUUCAGUGUCACAUUUGCCCAUGCAGCUAUCCAGAUGAACAAUCCCUCCGAAACCACAGAAGGAGGGUCCAUCAUAUAGUGGAAGGUCAUGAGCUGUCGAGGGGAGUCGCUCAACACCAUCUAUAUAAGUGUCAGAUUUGCCAGCGCAGCUAUCCUGAUGCAGUGUCCCUUAGAAAUCAUAGAAGGAGAGUUCAUCGCCUAUUAGGGCCAGUGCCUGAAACACCACCACCACCAACAACAACGAAUAAUGACACAGAAGAUGCUCUAGAGCAGAAACCGAUACCUUUCCUUUGAACGGUGUUCAUGCAUUCAUAAAAGGUGGAUCUGCUGCUUGCCUUUAUUGCUGUAUAUGCAAUCAAAAUGUUGAAAAAGAAGUCAUAAGGCAGCACCUGUUGAGUACAUUAUACCAUUUAGUAGUAAAAAAUCAUUUAGAAUAGUUAAAGUUUCAUAUCUGAUCAGUAGUGUAACAGGUUUUUUUGUCUUGUUAAUACAUUGUUCAGCUUCCUCUGUAUUUCAUUGAUGUUGCCUUAAUUUAAUUCAUCUAUUAAAUACAGAUUAUUUUUCCCCCAAUACAAACCGAAAGAUUUUUGGCUAAUGCACUGUAUAAAUGUAAAAUAGAACAGUUAAGUGCUGUUUUUAAGGUAGCCAAUGUGUAUUAGUGUACUGUAAAUACAUUUUGAUGUAAACAUGUCCUACGUUGCGUCAAUAAACACAAUAGUGACAUCAUUCUAAGUCUCCAAUAAACCAACAACAGGUGUGGUCAUGCACACGUUCAUUUAAGAUGAAACUUCUGAGGGUUUUAUACUGUGCUAAAUGUUGCUAGUAAUAGUCAAACUUGCUGGACACAUCUAAAUGAUACAGAUUGAUACGGUGAGCUGAUUAAGUAGUAAAUCUGAUGGACUAAACAAAUAAAUACAUGAGCUGCUUUAAGUGCUCAGUCAACAAUGGUAAAUUUGCAUCUGAUACAAAGCCUCAGGAGGGACACAAAAAUGUCAGAAUUGUCUUUUAAUUGUCAUGUGGUAGGAGUUCUUUAGUGCUUGUGUAAGUUUCUGUAUGUUGAAUUUAGUUUACACAAUAGCAAACAUGAAAAACAUGGGUUUACAUUUUGCAAGGAUAAAAUUAAUUCUAUACUAGUACAUUUUUACCAUACAAAUAAGUAAAUUAAUAUCAGUUCGUAAUCUGCAUUAGGAACAAUUAAUAAUGAUCAGUAGUAGGCUAUAUUUAUAAUUUUACAUGAACUUUGAUUAAUACAUUAUGUAAAUAUUGCUAAUUGUUAGUUUGUGAUGCCUGUUAAUGAAUCAACAUGAUACUCAUUUCUGUGUAAACGAAAUGCAGCAUCAGAUCAGCCCUUUGUCACGACAUGUACAGUGUUUA
Molecule: messenger RNA, 5190 nt
Organism: Sinocyclocheilus anshuiensis
Lineage: Eukaryota; Metazoa; Chordata; Actinopteri; Cypriniformes; Cyprinidae
Product: zinc finger protein 62 homolog
Exons: 3
Coding region: 220-4110 (1296 amino acids)
Biological process (GO): regulation of transcription by RNA polymerase II
Cellular component (GO): nucleus
Molecular function (GO): RNA polymerase II cis-regulatory region sequence-specific DNA binding; DNA-binding transcription activator activity, RNA polymerase II-specific
Source: RefSeq, a predicted model, not a curated record